Molecule: messenger RNA, 1573 nt
Organism: Misgurnus anguillicaudatus (oriental weatherfish)
Lineage: Eukaryota; Metazoa; Chordata; Actinopteri; Cypriniformes; Cobitidae
Gene: gltpa
Product: glycolipid transfer protein a
Biological process (GO): intermembrane lipid transfer; ceramide transport
Cellular component (GO): membrane; cytosol; cytoplasm
Molecular function (GO): ceramide 1-phosphate binding; ceramide 1-phosphate transfer activity
Source: RefSeq, a predicted model, not a curated record
AUUAAGGGGCGGGGCAGGAGGCCGUCCAGCGGUUCAGUGCCGCUAGUAGAACUGACACUAGCGCUCGUACGUACGGCGGUAGUUCCGGGUUGUCUCUCAACUUCUACCUUGUUGUCCUCGUCCUAUGUUGUAAACAAAAAAGUAAUUUUGGCCCACUUUAGGCAAUCAUGGCUCUUCUAAUGGAGCACCAGUUCCGGCAACUUCCAGCCGACAAACAAGUGGAAACCCGGCCGUUUCUUGAGGCGGUGUCUCAUCUUCCUCCGUUCUUCGACUGCCUUGGUUCUGCAAUUUUUUCUCCCAUCAAGGCUGAUAUUGCGGGUAACAUAACUAAACUCAAGGCAGUGUAUGACAGUAAUCCCAGCAGGUUUAAAACCCUGCAACAGAUUCUGGAAGCAGAAAAGGAAAUACAUGGAGCUGAGUGGCCAAAAGCAGGAGCAACGCUUGCCCUCAUGUGGUUGAAAAGGGGGCUACGCUUUAUUCAGGUUCUUCUGCAGAGCCUGGUGGACGGAGAAAAGGAUGAAAACAAUCCUAACCUCAUCCGAGUCAAUGUCACCAAAGCUUAUGAGAUAGCCUUGAAGAAAUAUCAUGGCUGGUUCGUCCAGAAGCUCUUUCAAGCAGCACUGUAUGCAGCUCCAUACAGAUCAGAUUUCCUCAAAGCUCUGUCUAAAGGGAAGGAGGUUAAGGAUGAAGAAUGCUUGGAUAAAGCACGGCAGUUCUUAGUAAACUUCACCGCUACUAUUGACGCCAUCUAUGAAAUGUACACCAAGAUGAACGCAGAGCUGGACUACACCGUGUGAUUCGAGUUCAAACUUCAAACCUUAUGUCUCUUAUGUCCCAAAGGAUCACCGUUGCCUCCCAUUAGACAUCUCAAUGCGCCGUUCUUUCUCCUGGAUUUCUGCAAUCAGUGGUUUUGCUUUCUCAUGGGGGACAAUUAAGGUCUGAGCUGGUGAAGACUCUCACGAUUAUAUGAAGGGGAAAUUUGUUUUGCCUGUUUGUUGAUGGUGUGAAUGUGUUUGCUUCCAUUAGAGAAGUAGUGUUCUUUAAAGUGAAAGUUUUAGUCAUUUUCACUAUACAGCAAAAUCUUAAAUGUACACUGAUGGAGUAUAUAUAUGUAUAUAUCAGUGGUGUACAUUUAAACCUUAUGAUUUUACUGUGUAAUAAAAUGUCUUUACUUGCAGUACACAUGCACUUUAUGUGUGUAAAGUGGUUGUGUAUUUGUUCCUUUUAUUAAACUACAAUAGACUAAAAAUUAGGAUUUUAAUUGUAUUAUUUAAAAAAAAAGAGUUGGCAGAUUUAAUAACCAAAUAUCUGAUAUUGUUUACUUUGGAUGUGUUUUGUGAAAGAAACUAUUGUGACCUAUUGUUAAACAUGAAUGUAGAGAAACUACUUCUUCAGACAUGACAAUAAAGCCACUCUAUUGAGUGGUUAUAUAUUUUCCAUAAAACAUAUAUAACAUUUUUGUCUAUAUCAAUUGAUGACACAGUGACUGAAAAUCUUUACAAUAUGUAAUGCUAUGAAGUAUUGUCGGAUUGUAAUAUUUCACUUGUCAUUCCAAAGGGUAAAUUCAUUACAA